This is a messenger RNA of Ruditapes philippinarum (Manila clam), 1987 nucleotides long. RefSeq lists its product as uncharacterized. Gene Ontology annotation, molecular function: cytokine activity. Gene Ontology annotation, cellular component: extracellular region. The coding region runs from base 36 to 857 and encodes 273 amino acids. NCBI's taxonomy places the organism in Eukaryota, Metazoa, Mollusca, Bivalvia, Venerida, Veneridae. The transcript has 3 exons. The record is from RefSeq and is a predicted model, not a curated record.
AUUAGCAUAGACCAUACACUUAAUGGAGACUGACAAUGAAUUGUUUAAUAAUUUGUUCACUCAUUGUGCUUAUUGCAACGUUAAAGAGCGGCGUUUUGUCAAAGGGUUAUGCAAAAAUACCAUUUCGAAAGUACGAAUUCUUAGGAAACCAGCAUGAACAAAGAAGACACGUUCUCGAUUCUGAGAAUCUGCGCAGAAAUGGAAAGAUAGAAAGAGUUCAAUCCAGAGACACUCUGUUGUAUGACCCGGUAUUUAAAAACCACACUGCCCUGGCUGAUUUCUUGAACAAAUACGAUGAUGAGAAGGAAAGGGAUUUUGAAAUGAACAUAGAUGGAUCGCAACCACGAAGUAGAGUGUCAAGCGAUGCAACAUGCACAGGAUUGUGUAAGACGUCAAUUUGUCCUUGGACAGUGGAAGUAGAUACGGAUACAAAUAGGAUUCCAGAGAAUAUUCAAUAUGCAAGAUGUCUGUCUGACAAAUGUCAUUUUCCUGGAAUAUCACCAUGGUUUAUAUAUAGACUAGAAAUGGAAACACAAUGCGAAACAUUCAGGAAAGAUAUCUAUGUAUCAAUAAACGGAAAAGGAAAGUGGAUUGAAAAUUGGCCGGUAGCAUGCAUUUGCGCUAGUGCCAAAACAAAGAAGCACAACUUUGGGGCAUCAUUGAAAAAGAAACAAACUAACGCAAAGACUAAUUUGGUGGUCCAACCUCUAUUGAAAGAUAAUGUUAUCGCUGACAAAGAAAGUCAAACAGCAUCAAAGCGGGGAAUGCAACAGAGAUUAAACGCAAAUGCAUUCGUCAAAGUGAUUGAAAAAGUCAAUUAUGGAAUAGAAAAGAAAAGAAAACUCAUAAAUACUUGAUAGAUCCUAGGUGGCUCUAAUCAAUUAAAAACUAUAAUAUUUUAUUAUAUAUAUCAUUCAUAUUGAACGAAGAGACAUCCUUAAAACAUGCGAAAUAAACUUUUCAUCGCACUUGAAAAUACGGUUAGAAUAUAAUUUAUAAUUUUUUUUAAGUUAAAUUUAAAUCUAAGGUUCAUGUAUUGACAAAAGGCAAGCUCAGAAGGUCCGGGAAAUUAUCUUCUUCUUAGUUAUCGUUACUUAAUCGAUGAGUGCCCAUUCGUUUCACAUCCUUAAGCAAUCGUCAGAAUUAGAUUUAUCAUUACACAGAUCUAACAAGAGGAAGGAGACAACUGGUUAAAUCAAUUACAGAUACUAAAUCAGACCAUCUUAUGACGUCAUAUAGUUAAAAUUAUUAAUACAUGUACAAAUGUACUGUAUUUGUAACAUGCAUGUACAAAAUAGCCUUGACAUAAAGAUAUAGCGACAAUGUGUUUGCAAUUUACAUGUCUUUUUAAUCUUUUAUGUAAUGAGUUGAAAUUUCGGCUGAAAAUCACCCAUGUAAUUAAAGAUAGUUUCAAUUCUCACAGAGAGAGAAAUGCAAAUAAAUUUACUUUACAUUUUGAGGGAAUAAACUCUAUAUUAUAGCUGUUUACUCCAAUGUACCCCAAAUUAAAUGAAGUGAGUGAAUUUAUGAAUAACUGAAAAUACUUUCAAAAUCGAGAGUACAAUGAAUAUAUGAAUAAUGAAAAUAUUUUUAUAGUUGAGUGUACAAGAUUAUGCGCCAGAUAUUUUACAACAGAAAGAGACAUAAUUUACCCAAAAAAUAUUUUAUUUCAUUUGUAAUACAGAAAACGAUAGUGAUUUUUCAGUUGUUGUAUUUCAUCAAUGGCCACGCGACUUCACAAAACCUGUUUGCUACAUGUUAAAAAUGUUAUAGAAACAUUUAGACAAUUGCAUCCCAAAGGAUACACAAGAAGAUAGCUUAAAUUAUAAUGCAGAUAAUGUGUCAGACGACUUUAAUAUAUUGUUUCAUAUUAAGUAAAAUAGAAGUUGAGAUAAGCUUUUUGUAACGUUCUAUAUAAAAGUGUAAAAAUAUUGUUAAGUAUUUUAUUCAAAUUAUAUAUAAGAAACAAAUAAAUGUUUGUGUUUAU